UGUCAUGAUGACGACUGUCAGUGUGUACAAUUGUCAUGAUGACGACUGUCAACUUGUCAUCACAUCUUCACCUUCAGCAGGUGACAUCAUGAAGAAGCCAGCCACGCAUGUUCCCUUAGUAACCGCUUGGGGCAAAAGUGGCGCACUAACACUGCAUGAGAAUUCAGCGAGAACAGCAGAAGAAGAAGAAGAAGGGACUUUGCAGUUUAAAAUGUUUAUUUAUUUAUCCACAUCGUUCGUUUUUGAAAUUUGAAACCUGCCCUUUUAAAUCUUCGCCAUGAAUCCGGGUGACAUAUUUGGUGGUCACAUUUAUGUAACUUAACAAGCUUUCUUUUCACUCCCAUAAUUGAAGUAUUAUUUUUUUUCGAAGCUAUUUUCCAACACUUCGAAUGUACACAAGUUGUUAUUUUUGUGAUGUGUUGUACGAGUCGGACUCCAAAGUUGUAUGUUAGGUUGCGCAUGCGCGUGUCGGUCCUAUAGAGUUGUACACAAGAGAGCCUCACUGUGAUUGGUGGGUCUCAGGGACAGGUAUGCGCAUGCGCGUGUGGGUCCCAUAGAGUUGUACACAAGAGAGACUCACUGUGAUUGGUGGGCCUCAAGGUAAAGAUAUGCGCAUGCGCGUGUAGGUGCCAUAGAGUUGUACACAAGAGAGACUCACUGGGAUUGGUGGGCCUCAGGCACAGGUAUGCGCAUGCGCGUGUGGGUCCCAUAGAGUUGUACACAAGAGAGACUCACUGUGAUUGGUGGGCCUCAAGGUAAAGAUAUGCGCAUGCGCGUGUUGGUGCCAUAGCGUUGUACACAAGAGAGACUCACUGUGAUUGGUGGGCCUCAGGCACAGGUCACUGUGAUUGGUGGGCCUCAGGGCACAGGAAAAGAUCUGCGCAUUCUGAUUGGUCAGUCUUACGCUAGCAGAGAUCUCAUUUAUUUGAUGUUUUUGCUCCAAAAUUACAGUUUUGCAAUAGUUUCGUGCUUUGAUUCUUGCACUCCUUCUGGAUACAAAGUUUGUAGUCGUUGAUGGCUUCAGUCGGGGGGAGUCAGCUCCGGGGGGAGGCAGGCCCCCAUGUUGCUGCACAUCUUCAGUGUCCCUUGUGUGGGAAUUUCUCCAAAAGCCAUGCUCACCAACUGUCCCACAUGGCUACCACCCACCCCACCUGCCUGGAUGAUGUGGCCAUGGGCCGCCUGGGGAACAUCAUCAUAUAUCAGACUGGCGCGCAGCUCUUCCACUGUGCAGAGUGCUUCUACACCAGCAGAGACUUCAGCAAACUGUACCAGCACAUCAUCGCCCAGCACUGCUUGGAUGAGACGGCGGGAGGAGUCGCUGACGGGGAAGAUAACGAGAGUGAGAAGGGGGACAAGGAAGCCGAGGAGGAUGUGAAGGAAGCCGAUGAAGAAGAUGCCACACCACCUGUGGGAAAGAGUAGUGGGGAGGAGGAAGACGGCGCCUCCCAGAGGAUGGAUUCAGGCAAAGCGGACAACACGGUGCUCCUCUUUAAAAAAGGGGUGUACCACUGCCUGAUUUGCAGCUGGAAAAACAAGCUGAAAGUGCAGGCCAUCAGCCAUGUGGUGCGCAAACACAGCAUCCCCCAGGUGUACGUCAUCCAAAGGAUCAAACGAGACACCACUGCUUACACUUCACCCAAACAUUUGAGUAGUGGCACAGAAGAGGAGGAGGAGGACAAGAUGAGUGCCGCCCUCUUAAAGGAGGAAAUGGAGGCAACGGCCCAGGUGGUGCAGUUCACCUCCAACCGCUACGUCUGCCUCAUCUGUGGCUGGAAGACCAAAAUGAAAGGUUUCGUCAUAAGUCACGUGGUGCGUUGCCAUGACGUGGAGCGGCCGUACAGCUGCAAAGGCUGCCAUUCCUCCUUCUUCCUGCCAAGCCAACUGCAGCAGCACGUCAGAGCCGCUCACCGCCCGGGACGCUUCAUCUGCCCCUUCUGCAGCUUCAGGUCGCACUUCCUGGGCGGCUUCCGAAGGCACUGCAGCCGAUGCAAGGAGGGGGAAGGCGUGGAAGGGUUGGCCAUGGACGGGGAGGCCAUAGGGGUGUGGGGCCAGGUGGAAACUAAAGCGACUAGAGCUGGGAGGAAAAGAGCACGGAGGUUGAUUGCCGAGGGGGAAGAGGAGAUGAUGUAACUUGAGAGAAAAGUCCAGCUGAUUAAAUAUGUCGGUAAUGAAGAUUUAUUGAGUACCCCUAAAAUAUCAACCCAUCAUUUUGCAGUGGCGAUAAUAAAUCUUCAAAAAUUGAAAGGAAAAACCUGCCAUUACGCAAUAGUUCUCUCUGAAAAACAGUAAAGGAGGCACAAAUGUUUAGCUUGUCCACAAAAGAAAGUGAUUUACAAUAAUUUUCUGCAUUAAAAGAUGUCAAACUAAAGCACCGAUGGGUA
Messenger RNA from Entelurus aequoreus (snake pipefish), 2381 nucleotides. RefSeq names its product chromosome alignment-maintaining phosphoprotein 1-like. The record is from RefSeq and is a predicted model, not a curated record. The transcript has 3 exons. NCBI's taxonomy places the organism in Eukaryota, Metazoa, Chordata, Actinopteri, Syngnathiformes, Syngnathidae. Bases 1015 to 2130 code for a protein of 371 amino acids. Gene Ontology annotation, biological process: attachment of mitotic spindle microtubules to kinetochore.